Molecule: messenger RNA, 273 nt
Organism: Penicillium salamii
Lineage: Eukaryota; Fungi; Ascomycota; Eurotiomycetes; Eurotiales; Aspergillaceae
Source: the annotation of a GenBank genome assembly
AUGUCUCCAAGGACUUCACCAGUCCCCUCAUCUGGGAUGGCAACACAAAGCCCGUGGUUUCUGCGUUUCCCCCCUGAAUUGAGUUCAUCCAUUGUUUCCUUUCUGCCAAACAGAGAUGUCAAGUCCUUGCGCUUGACGUGUAAAGCCCUCAGCGACAUUUCACCAUGCUCCUCCGCACGUGUGUUUCUUUCGGCCAACUCGUUGAACAUCGAAGUUUUUCGGGCGGUAGCAGACCAUCCAAAAUUUCGCCACGAAAUCAGGGAGAUCAUCUGA